AUGCGUUUCUCAUUAUGCUUGCUCAUCGUGAGCCUGUCAACAGGCGUUCACGCCUUCUAUCCAUGGAGCUUGAAGGUUGAAUCAUCUGCCAGCAUUUCGGCUCGCCAUAAUGAGAACCGUCGAUUCUUCCCCUGGGCAUUGAUGUCGGAGGAUUCCGACGACAGCGCCGAUGUGAAGUCACUGACUCUUGAUAUCAAAAAGUAUCCCGUCCGCCGUGGUGAUUCAUAUGCCAUUGUCGAGUCCAGCACUCCAACACUCCCUAACAGUGCUGCACUGGACCAAGAUGGAGAGGACUUCUCCUAUUUCUCCGUGGUCAAGGUUGGCUCUCAGCAGGAAGAGAUGUGGCUCGCUCUCGAUACUGGAUCCCCCAGCAGUUGGGUAUUCAGUACCAUCUGUGAAGAUAGUGCCUGCACAAGCCACCAUACCUUCGACACGUCGGAAUCCACUACCUACACCACGGACAACUCGACCUUCAGCGUCGGAUAUGGCAAUGGUACUGUUCGCGGGAAACUGGGUCAGGACACUUUUGCAUUUGCAGACCUGAACGUGAAUUUCUGGUUUGGAACGACUACAAAUGCGUCAAGUGACUUCUCGAGUUACCCGUUUGAUGGCAUCCUAGGUCUUGGUCGAUCUGGUACCGGGGGCUGGACUAUUCCCUCGUUCAUGGAUGUUGUCAACACGACAGGCCUCCUCUCGUCGAACAUCAUUGGAUUCAGCCUUUCUCGUGCCGAGGACAACGCGAAGGAUGGAGAAGUAAAUUUCGGCACUAUUGAUACGUCCAAGUUUGAUGGCAACAUCUCCUACACCACCACCGACGCGGAUGUCUGGUCUAUCCCGCUCGAUGACGCCUACGUGAACGGCCAAGCUGCUGGCUUUUCGGACAAGUCUGCCAUCAUUGAUACAGGAACCACGUACAUUAUGAUUCCUCCGGCAGAUGCGACAUCCCUGUUCUCGUUGAUUCCCAACUCAACCCAGUCAGGAACGAACUACAUCAUCCCUUGCAAUUCUACUGCGACAUUGGAGUUAUCAUUCUCAGGGGUCAAGUACUCGAUUUCGCCUGAUGAUUACAUCGGCGCAGAGAGCAACGGUAGCUGUUUGUCGACUAUUGUCGCCCACCAAUAUUCAGGCAACAAUACCUGGCUUCUUGGAGACGUCUUUCUCAAGAACGUAUACUCUGUUUUUGACUUUGACAAUGGGCAGGUCGGAUUUGCUGCUCGUAAAACAAUCAGCUCAACUACCACCACGACUGCGACCACCACUACAGCGGCCUCCACUGCCAGCGCUGCCACCGGCACGUCAGUUAUCCAGACUGCAUCGGCGUCUCGCAUCUCUUAUGGAAUUAUCCCGGCCCUCCUCGCUCUCACUACCAGCAUACUCUUCCUCUAA
Penicillium macrosclerotiorum is the source of this 1386-nucleotide messenger RNA. Its product is annotated as pepsin-like aspartic protease. Lineage: Eukaryota; Fungi; Ascomycota; Eurotiomycetes; Eurotiales; Aspergillaceae. Bases 1 to 1386 code for a protein of 461 amino acids. Gene Ontology annotation, biological process: proteolysis. The transcript has a single exon. The record is from RefSeq and is a predicted model, not a curated record. Gene Ontology annotation, molecular function: aspartic-type endopeptidase activity.